AUGGGAAAAGUUCACGGCUCUCUUGCUCGUGCCGGCAAAGUCAAAGGCCAAACACCGAAAGUUGAGAAGCAGGAGAAGAAAAAGACCCCCAAGGGCCGCGCAAAGAAGCGCAUCAUCUAUAACCGUCGCUUCGUCAAUGUAACAACACUCCCUGGCGGCAAGCGGAGAAUGUCAGUGCUCAUUUCCGUCUCCCUUGCCUCAUCGGAUGAUACACCAAAAACAAGCAUAGUUCACACUGAACUUAUACUGUUGAAAAACCUACAUCUACGUCUUUCGCUCCUAUCUGAAUCACCCACUUCUUUUUUUAUUCUCGUUCUUGCGUUUGUUGCAAUUUCGCUGACGACGAUUGAUUACACAGGAACCCCAACCCGGAGAAGUAAAAGUCCCCUCUCUAGAGGUCGGCAGGACCUGCAAUCCGCUGACGGGGGUAGCGGCUCAAGUGUGGGGAUGGGUCGUACACGGCGGGCAGUUGGACCUCUCAUGCAUCUACCUACUCAUGCUUUUCCUUCUGUUCCUUUUUCAAUCCAACCCAAGCCAGCUAUGAUCUGUAUAACAAGACUACACGAGCCUUUGCAUCAAUUCUAA
Mycena indigotica is the source of this 585-nucleotide messenger RNA. Its product is annotated as Aryl-alcohol oxidase-like protein. Gene Ontology annotation, biological process: translation. Bases 1 to 585 code for a protein of 194 amino acids. The transcript has 3 exons. Gene Ontology annotation, molecular function: structural constituent of ribosome. The record is from RefSeq and is a predicted model, not a curated record. Gene Ontology annotation, cellular component: cytosolic small ribosomal subunit; ribosome. Lineage: Eukaryota; Fungi; Basidiomycota; Agaricomycetes; Agaricales; Mycenaceae.